AUGCUCAGGAUUCUGAGGAGGUUUAUGGCCUUCCUCCGGAAGAGGGCGGACCCCGAAGAAGGGCAGCAAGGGCUGCUGCAAGGUGACAGCAACUUGAGAACUAUACAGGGGGUUGUGACAACUUUCUGUACUGAUUAUGGCCGGAUUGAUGAGUCCAUCUACUUCAAUACUGAUGUUGUGACUGGCAAUGUGCCUCUGAAAGCUGGUCAAAAAGUCACUGCACUUGUGGAAGAAGAUAAAGCAUCUCAUGUACUGAAAGCAAUCAAAGUGGAGGCUAUCUCGGAUCAUUUUGAUGAUGCUGGGCCAUCCGACCUCGGAACCAGUGUUUUAAUCAGCCGUGCCACCUCGGUGACAAAGGAUGCGGUCUACAUUAAUAAAGAUACUUGCUUCUCCCUAUCUAUUGUUCAUGAAGGUUUCAUGCCUUAUAAGGGUGACUGGCUAGAGGUUGAGUAUUGCAUGCAGCCGGGCACCUCGAACCUCAAUGCCCUCUCCGUGAAGCCCAUGAACUGUAGGCAUGUGGAAGAGGUCUGCAUCAGUAGUGUACAUGGAAGACACGGGGUGGUGGACGACACCAUCUUUUUCACCUUGGAUUCUCUGAAGCUUCCUGCCGGAUAUGUACCUCAACCCAAUGACAUCGUGGAUGUGGUCAUAGUGGAGAGCGUGCAGUCCUGCUAUAUUUGGAGAGCGGUUUCUAUGACCCCAGUGCACAUAUUGUAAAAGCAGAGCCUUUUGUUUCCUGUUGGUCUUUAUUUCUGUGGGCAGUAAAGGGCCCGGUUUAAUGGAAAAGCUG
Messenger RNA from Sciurus carolinensis (gray squirrel), 790 nucleotides. RefSeq names its product cancer/testis antigen 55-like. The record is from RefSeq and is a predicted model, not a curated record. The coding region runs from base 1 to 717 and encodes 238 amino acids. NCBI's taxonomy places the organism in Eukaryota, Metazoa, Chordata, Mammalia, Rodentia, Sciuridae. The transcript is spliced from 5 exons.